Molecule: messenger RNA, 2007 nt
Organism: Symbiodinium sp. CCMP2456
Lineage: Eukaryota; Dinophyceae; Suessiales; Symbiodiniaceae
Source: the annotation of a GenBank genome assembly
AUGGCUGGCAUGGAUAAGUCCUACUUCCUCGACGGCAAGCCUUCCAGUGGUGCGGAGGUGAACCAGGCCGGUCAUGCUGGAACGGAGCUCCUGCAGAUGCUGCCCAGCACCACAUGCGUGCGGGUAUUUGUGGCGGGAGCUGUGACACACGUGGGCAAGACCUCGGUGUGCCUGGGCCUUCUGGCUGCACUUCGGAAGGCUGGGCUGACAGCUCAGGAGUUGGCUUACAUCAAGCCGGCGACGCAGUGCGAAGCACCGGAUUUGCUAAGCAAAUGGUGUGCCAAAGAAGGCAUCGAGUAUGUCGCUGGAGAAGAAGCGCCCCUGGUGUUUUACUCGGGGUUUACGCGCUCUUUCCUAGCCGGCGAGCAGGGCACCAGCGCCCAGUGGCUGCAGAAGAUUGAGGAGAGGAUACAGAAGCUGUCUGAUGGCAAGCGAGUCGUCAUUGUCGACGGAGUUGGCUUUCCCGCUGUUGGGUCCAUUGUGGGCGUUGACAAUGCGGAUGUGGCUCGUGCGUCCAGAGCACCGGUUCUGCUCGUCUGCAAGUCUGGCGUCGGCUCUGCCGUGGACAGCUUUAGCUUGAACUCUUCGUAUUUCUUGGCGAAGAGUGUGCCAGUGCUCGGCGCUGUUUUCAAUCUUGGCGAGAUCGAGGGCUUCUAUUCCUGGGACAAGUGCAGAGAAAGCAUAGAGGCGUGGUUUGCACUGCAGGGCGGGCGUCGAGAGCGCUUCUACGGCGUCGUGCCCAAGCUACCCGAGUUGGACGGUUUGCGUGAGCGAAUCAAGGACACGGGUGAGGAUGAUCUGGAUGCAUUGGCUGAUAUGAACGCUGUGCACUUCGCUCAGCACGUGGACAUCGCAGCAAUCUUUGCCGAUGCAGCUGCUGAUCCUUGGUGUCGUGGUGUGCGAACCAAUCCACAGCCGGUUCCAACGGUCAAGGGCAGCACGUUUCAACCGCUGUCUCGAGAUGCCGUGUCUGCCACGGCGAAGAAAUCGGGUGCCAAGGGAGGACAGCUCCCCGCUCUUCGGUGGAGCUUGACUGAUCAGCCGAAUCGUAGCAGGGCUCCCUUGGCAUGGCACCGUGAUGUCAACUCCCAUAAUGUCCUCAUCUGCAAUGAGACGUCGGAGGACGGCACGUUAAGCUUGGAUGACGGCGAGGAGACAGCCUCCUUCUGGCUCUGUGAUUUGGGGCUUGCCGUCGACUCCCAGAGCUGGAUCGGAGAGGAAAAUCUCUGGAGAGUCACGGACAUCGGUGGGGAUUGCAGAUACUGGCCAGCCUCCUGUUGGAUGGUCCACUGCUUUGGGGCAGACUACUUGGAGGAAAGGCCUAACUUCUGCAGACAGUACAAAAGCAGGCUGGAUAUCCACGCGCUCGGCAUCACAGCCAUAGAAGUCCUAUGUACAAAACCCCUGGCCCUCCGCACAGCCGGUGCUCCUGCCGGCGAUGUUCCCAGCUGCUGGUCGAGCCUUCUGGAUGCGUGGAAGCAGUAUCACGAUACUGUAAGCGACUGGUGGCAGGCCAUCUACAGCGUGUUUAGCGCGGGUGGCGACUUCCGUCCAGUUCAUGCUUGGCUGGUGGAGAUCGCUGCGCCCGACAAGGUCGUCACCCUUGUCGGCAACAUGCGACAAGCUCUGUACGAGUGCGCAGAUUGCAGCGACGAAGCCGUCGCACAGCUUCUCCGCGCAGUGGCUGCUGCAGCCGAUGAGGAUUCUCAGCUCGAGCUUCUGGACAUUUGCAAGCUGGCCGGACAAGCUCCUGAAACUGGUCCAGGCGCAGCCCUGUCGACGGAGGCAAAGCAGGACCCUUCAUCUACUGCCGCAGCGGACGUUGCGGCUGGCACGCAGGAUUCGGCUACAUCUCAAGAAGAGAGUCGUGGCAAAGCGACCAGGCACUCUUGUAGCGGCUAUGGGCGAGGCUCAUCCAUGCCACGUUCGCACGCAGGACCGAUGAGCGUGAGGCUCUCAGUCGCUUUCACAGAGCUGAGGGGCUUGUGGAGAGGUUCACGCUCCUAG